AGUUCUUUAUAGGUAGCAGAAACCUAGAGGGUAAGAAAGAAACCUCUGGUUUCGUCUCCCUCCACCUUAUCAGGGUUUAUCACUCCAAAUUCUGUAGGGUUUUGCCUGCUUACUCCCACGGAGAGAAAUGGCGUCUCUAAUGGCGAUUCGUCGAGCACCAAUGACUUCCAUCUUCAUAACUUCAUUCAAGGUACGUUCUUUCCACUCUUCUCGCUUCACUUCCACUCACCGCAACAACCAAAUCCUAACCCUAAGGAACAAACCCAUAUCGUUAUCUUCUUCCUGUGUUACUCUAAACCUCCCUUUCAAGUCCCUGUCCACCUCAGCCGUCCCAAACCAUUUCCAGGGCCCACGACAACCACAGUCUGAUAACUAUUAUCAGAACGGAAAUGGUAGCCCUAAUCAGUGGAACGGCCCAAAUCAGACCUAUAAUGAGUAUGGAAACCCUAAUCAGUUCAAUCAGAUGAAUAAUCCGAAUCAGAACUAUCCCGGUCGAGGAAACCCAAAUCCGGGUCAGGGAUAUUCGUCUCCCCCCCGCGGAAGCCCCGAUUUUCCUAAUCAGAGCUAUACUCAGGGUGAAAACCCGAGUCGUAAUACGAGUUAUCUGCCUCCUGGGAAUGAUAGACAGUGGAAUUAUCAAAAUCAGGGGCCGAACCGUACUGGGGACUAUCCACAACGAGGCGUGAAUGGUAAUCAGAAUCAAGCUUACCCACGUCACGAGAACCCUAGUCAAACUCGGUACUAUCCUCAGCAUGGUGUGAAUCAGUUGGAUGGUCAGAACCAAGCCUACUCACAAAGCGAGAACCCUAGUCAAACUCGGUACUAUCCUCAGCAUGGUGUGAAUCAGUUGGAUGGUCAGAAUCAAGCUUACCCACAACGCGAGAACCCUAGUCAAACUUGGAACUAUCCGCAGCGUGGUGUGAAUCAGUAUGACAAUCAGAAUCAAGCUUACCCACAACGCGAGAACCGUAAUCAAACUCAGAACUAUCCGCAGCGUGGUGUGAAUCAGUUUGACAAUCAGAAUCAAGCGUACCCACAACGCGAUAACCGUAAUCAAACUCAGAACUAUCCGCAGCGUGAUCAGUUUGACAAUCAGAAUCAAGCUUACCCACAACGCGGAAGCUCUAAUCAGCCGGACAGCCAGGCCCAAAAUCAAGGCCAGGUUGUGAACAAUCAAGUCCCCAGUGGCCCACCCGCUAAUGUUGAUUUGAUGAGCUUGUGCCAAGAGGGCAAGGUGAAAGAAGUUAUUGAAUUCAUGGAACAAGGGGUAUCUGCCAAUGCUCAGUGUUUUGAUGCCCUGUUUGGUUUAUGUGCAAAGUCGAAGGUACUAGACAAUGCCAAGAAAGUGCAUGAUUACUUUCUCCGAUCCACUUUCAGGGGCGAUCUUCAGUUGAAUAAUAAGGUGAUCGAAAUGUACUCAAAAUGUGGAAGUAUGACCGAUGCACGGAGGGUCUUUGAUCACAUGCCUGAGAGGAACAUGGAUUCUUGGCAUUUGAUGAUUAAUGGGUAUGCAGGAAAUGGCAUGGGUGACGAUGGGCUAGGAUUGUUUGAACAGAUGAGGGAGUUGGGUUUGCAACCCAAUAAGCAAACUUUUCUUAGUGUAUUAUCAGCUUGUGCUAGUGCUGAUGCUGUGGAGGAAGGAUUUCUGCACUUUGAGUCUAUGAAAACCGAAUACGGAAUGUCUGCUGGGAUUGAGCAUUAUUUGGGGCUUCUCGAUGUUCUUGGUCAUCCUGGGCAUGUCCAUGAGGCUUUUGAGUUCAUUGAAAAUCUCCCAUUUGAACCCACAGCUGUAAUUUGGGAGGCUUUAAGGAAUUAUGCUCGUAUUCAUGGAGAUAUCGAUCUUGAGGACCAUGCUGAGGAGUUAAUGGUUCUUCUUGACCCUUCGAAGGCGAUUUCUAACAAGAUCCCUACACCACCUCCCAGAAAGCACUUGGCGAUCAACAUGCUUGAGGGUAAAAACAGGAUAAGCGAGUUUAGAAACCCAACUCUGUAUAGGGAUGAUGAGAAGUUGUUGGCAGCAAAGAAGGAACAAGGGUAUGUGCCUGAUACAAGAUAUGUACUUCAUGAUAUUGACCAGGAGGCAAAGGAGCAGGCAUUGCAAUAUCACAGUGAGCGUCUGGCGAUUGCUUAUGGUUUGAUUAGUACUCCAGCCAGGACGCCUCUGAGGAUAAUCAAGAAUCUCCGUGUGUGCGGUGACUGUCACAAUGCCAUCAAGAUCAUGUCCAGGAUUGUUGGGAGGGAGUUGAUCGUCAGGGAUAACAAACGGUUCCAUCAUUUCAAGGAUGGGAAAUGCUCUUGUGGAGACUACUGGUGAGGUUACCGUUGUUCCGGAAUUUUGGUGAUAAUAUCUUCUCAUCUGCAGUUGCUGCCACACUCGAAGUUGCAUCAGUUUCUGGCUUUCACUAUGGCCUGCAAUCUACUACUGCUUUGGAUCAAAAAAAUAAAAUAAAAUCUACUACUGCUUCGCUUGGGGGAAUACCAGCCUGGUUCAUGUCCAAACAAAGGGUUGGAGUCGCUUAUUCUGGAACAUUGUAAUCUGAUUUCAAUCUGUUUUCAGGGGGUGUUGAAUUGUAACAUGUUCUAUAUGUAUGCGUUGUAGGUGUCUUAACUGCUCGGUUGAAAGCUUGCCAACCGUGGUAUCUUUUGGGAGUUGGGUUGGCAUAUGAUUGUCGAGCGUAUGGGGUGUCAACUUAGUUGGGAUGUCAUUCGCUCGUUCUGAUUCCUUUUUUACCCACUACUUUUCUCUUGUACAGAUCUUAGUUGUC
Rhododendron vialii is the source of this 2765-nucleotide messenger RNA. Its product is annotated as pentatricopeptide repeat-containing protein At2g15690, mitochondrial-like. The record is from RefSeq and is a predicted model, not a curated record. Gene Ontology annotation, biological process: RNA modification. The coding region runs from base 128 to 2314 and encodes 728 amino acids. The transcript is spliced from 2 exons. Gene Ontology annotation, molecular function: zinc ion binding; RNA binding; protein binding. NCBI's taxonomy places the organism in Eukaryota, Viridiplantae, Streptophyta, Magnoliopsida, Ericales, Ericaceae.